Messenger RNA from Porites lobata, 384 nucleotides. NCBI's taxonomy places the organism in Eukaryota, Metazoa, Cnidaria, Anthozoa, Scleractinia, Poritidae. The record is from the annotation of a GenBank genome assembly.
AUGGCAGAAGGCAACAUGCAUAUUGCAUCUCAGUUCGUAGACGAUGUUAUAAGUGGGCAGGCUCGCGCGGAUGUUUCCAUGCUUACCUUCAAAGAUCACGACUCUUUUGUUGCUGGUAACCUAUACAAUCAUUUUCCAGCCUGGGAGCGCAUCGUCAACAUUGCUCCGUUUGAUCUUACGCCCAAGAUUUUGCUGUGGAUCAAGAACUAUGUUGACGUGCAAGAUUUCUUUCAACCCUUUAAAGGUCAAAAUAGGGAAGAAAACUUUGAUUCGGUUUUGCCCCCGCAACAGAUUUUUUCUAACGCACCGUCUUGUAAACCGUUUGCUCAAUUCAUUUCUGAUACCAUUUUUGAUCGGUUAAGGACUGGGGCUAUCUCCCUGUAG